Molecule: messenger RNA, 4731 nt
Organism: Bactrocera dorsalis (oriental fruit fly)
Lineage: Eukaryota; Metazoa; Arthropoda; Insecta; Diptera; Tephritidae
Product: 116 kDa U5 small nuclear ribonucleoprotein component
Exons: 6
Coding region: 274-3201 (975 amino acids)
Biological process (GO): mRNA splicing, via spliceosome
Cellular component (GO): U2-type catalytic step 2 spliceosome; cytosol; U4/U6 x U5 tri-snRNP complex
Molecular function (GO): translation elongation factor activity; GTP binding; U5 snRNA binding
Source: RefSeq, a predicted model, not a curated record
AAAGUUUCGGAAACGCGCAAAGUAAAGUAAAUUUUACACAUCGUGAGCUAAAUAUUUACUUUAAACAAUAUUUAAAACGACCACCGGUUUGAAUUGUAAGUAAUAUUUCAUUUUGAAUGCCAAAGAAAAACUGGAUCAUUAAGUUUUAAUAUAUGCUUUCCUGAUUGUGAAAGUUAAUGUGAACAAGUGUUGACGACUGUAAACGAUUACGAAUAAAUUCCACUAAAAUAGUUGUUGCAGAAGUGUAAAAUAUCAAAUUAUUGAAACGUUAAUAUGGAUGCGGAUUUGUAUGAUGAGUUUGGCAACUACAUUGGCCCUGAGUUAGACAGUGAUGAAGAUGAUGACCAAAGCAUUUACGGGCAACAAGAACCGCAGGACGAACAAGACGAGGAUGCUAUGGAUGAAGAGGAGGAGCACCAAGAUGACGAAGAUAAAGAAGUGACGGCGGUUGUAUUGCAUGAAGACAAACGUUACUAUCCCACAGCAAUCGAAGUGUAUGGGCCUGACGUGGAAACUAUUGUUCAAGAGGAAGAUGCGCAACCACUCGAUAAGCCACUUAUUGAACCCAUUAAAAAACUUAAAUUUCAAAUUAAAGAACAAGAACUUCCUGAAACCACGUAUAACAUGGAAUUCAUGGCAGAUUUGAUGGACACACCACCAUUAAUACGAAAUGUCGCACUGGUGGGGCACCUACAUCACGGAAAAACUACAUUUGUGGAUUGUUUAAUACGUCAGACCCAUCCACAAUUCGAACAAGCUGAAGAGCGCACACUUCGCUACACUGAUACACUAUUUACCGAGCAGGAGCGCGGUUGUAGUAUCAAAGCCACACCUGUGACUUUAGUUUUGCAGGAUGUAAAGCAAAAAAGCUUUCUGAUGAAUGUUUUUGAUACGCCCGGUCAUGUGAAUUUUUCGGAUGAAGUGACGGCUGCCAUGCGUAUGUGCGAUGGUAUUGUGUUAUUUGUAGAUGCUGCCGAAGGUGUAAUGCUGAAUACUGAACGCUUGCUGAAGCAUGCAGUACAGGAGAAAAUGGCAAUAACUGUUUGCAUCAAUAAGAUUGAUCGUUUGGUUUUGGAGUUGAAAUUACCACCACAGGAUGCAUAUUUCAAACUCAAACAUAUUGUGGAAGAAAUAAAUGCGUUGUUGAGCACUUAUGGCAAUGGCAAUGACAACUUGCUAGUUUCACCGGCUUUGGGCAAUGUGUGCUUCGCUAGUUCGCUGUAUGGUUUUUGUUUUACUUUGAAAUCCUUCGCAAAACUUUAUGCGGACACUUAUGAUGGUGUUAAUUACGUAGAAUUCGCCAAGCGUUUGUGGGGUGAUAUGUACUUCCACAGUAAAUCUCGUAAGUUUACUAAGAAGCCUCCGCAUAACUCAGCACAACGUAGUUUUGUCGAGUUUAUUUUGGAACCCAUGUAUAAGGUUAUUGCCCAAGUCGUUGGCGAUGUUGACACUACACUCUCCGAUACAUUGGCUGAGCUGAAUAUUCGUAUCACUAAGGAGGAAAUGAAAUCGAAUAUACGCCCACUUUUACGUCUAGUGUGCAAUCGCUUUAUGGGUGAUUUCAAUGGCUUUGUUGAUAUGUGUGUGGAGCACAUUAGUUCGCCACUGGAUAACGCUAAACGUAAGGUGGAUCACAUAUAUACUGGACCGAAAGAAGGCGAAAUUUAUAAAGAUAUGAUGGAAUGCAAUCAAAAUGGCACAUUAAUGGUGCACAGUGCUAAAAUGUAUCCCACAGACGACUGCACAUUUUUCCAAGUUAUGGCGCGUGUAAUUUCCGGCACGUUGCACGCCGGUCACGAAGUGCGUGUGCUGGGUGAAAAUUACACCCUGCAAGAUGAAGAGGACUCCCGUGUUUUGCAAGUGGGUCGGUUGUGGGUAUACGAAGCACGCUACAAAGUGGAGUUAAAUCGUGUACCGGCUGGAAAUUGGGUACUAAUUGAGGGCAUUGAUCAGUGUAUUGUUAAGACAUCCACUAUUGUGGACAUAAAUGCGCCUGAAGACUUGUACAUUUUCCGACCGUUGAAAUUCAAUACACAGAGUAUUAUAAAAAUCGCCGUGGAACCGGUGAAUCCUUCGGAGUUACCGAAAAUGUUGGAUGGCUUACGUAAAGCUAAUAAAUCUUAUCCGUUGUUAUCGACACGUGUGGAGGAAUCCGGAGAGCAUGUCAUCCUGGGCACUGGCGAGCUUUAUUUGGAUUGUGUGAUGCACGAUUUGCGUAAAAUGUAUUCGGAAAUUGACAUCAAAGUUGCCGAUCCUGUGGUAGCAUUCUGCGAGACUGUGGUGGAAACAAGUUCGCUGAAAUGUUUCGCUGAGACACCAAAUAAGAAGAACAAGAUCACCAUGAUUUCCGAGCCGCUGGAAAAAGGACUCGCGGAGGAUAUCGAAAAUGAAGUGGUGUCAAUUAAUUGGAAUAAAAAACGAAUUGGCGAGUUUUUCCAAGUAAACUAUGAUUGGGAUUUGCUGGCAGCACGUUCAAUAUGGGCAUUCGGACCAGAUGCAACUGGACCAAACAUUCUGGUUGAUGAUACACUGCCAUCCGAAGUAGAUAAAAAUUUACUUACCUCGGUUAAGGACUCUAUAGUACAAGGUUUCCAAUGGGGUACGCGUGAGGGACCGCUUUGCGAGGAGCCCAUACGUAAUGUGAAAUUCAAAAUAUUGGACGCUGUAAUAGCUGGCGAAGCGUUGCAUCGUGGUGGUGGCCAAGUCAUACCCACAGCACGUCGUGUUGCAUACUCAGCUUUCCUCAUGGCUACGCCGCGUUUAAUGGAACCGUAUUUGUUCGUAGAAGUACAAGCGCCAGCCGAUUGCGUGUCGGCUGUAUACACAGUUUUAGCCAGAAGGAGAGGUCAUGUAACACAAGACGCUCCAGUUUCUGGUUCACCUCUCUACACCAUUAAAGCAUUUAUACCAGCCAUUGACUCGUUCGGUUUCGAGACCGAUUUACGUACACAUACACAGGGACAGGCCUUCUGCUUGUCCGUAUUUCAUCAUUGGCAGAUUGUACCAGGUGAUCCGUUGGAUAAGUCUAUAGUGAUAAGACCAUUAGAGCCGCAACAAGCUUCGCACCUGGCGCGUGAAUUUAUGAUAAAGACGAGACGUCGCAAGGGCUUGUCAGAGGAUGUUUCUAUCAACAAAUUCUUCGAUGAUCCUAUGUUGUUGGAAUUGGCGCGACAAGAUGUGCUCCUCAAUUAUCCGCUAUAAAAUAUAAAAUUUUGAUAAGACAUUUCAAUAAACUAAAUAGCGAUUCGUGCUAUAAAAAUAAACUUUGUAAUUGGUUAAGGGCGUUUAAAAGCUUUAAAAAGCUAUUAACAUCUUUCUGUAGCUUAAAGCUUUGUAAAACCACUUUAAUUUUAUAAAGCUUAACUAAUUGGAUUUUCCAACGGUAGGGUGCGCUGGUCAACCAUUGCAUGGUGAGGAAAGAACUUUUUAAGGGGUUUUAUAAAUCUAACUAAUAUUUACGAAUGGACGUCCAAAAUUGUUUUGUAAAAUCAUAGAUCAUUAUCAGACAAGCUCAAGUUACACACUAUAAUUGGAGAAACCGAAAUGUAUCCACAUAUGCACCCUAUUAAUAUAAUUUAAGGUUAGCUGUUUACUUGAGGCCAUAAAAUAGUUACUAAAUCACAUUUGAAACCGAGCAUUGUAGUUGUACAGUGAUUGUAUUUCAAUUUCGAUAACCAUCACAUUGUCAUAGCAAUCAGUUAUUAUUACGCCGGCCCUUGACGGGUGAAAUCUGGAGCAAUUCCGGUAACGUAAAACCGACUGUCGUCGGCUUAUUACGGUAAUUGUUGUCGGCUGUUGUUGUUGUAGCGGCAAAAAACAUUUCUCUUAAAAAAAUACGAGGAUUGAUGCCGAGUUGACAGCCCUUGGUGAGAUUAAAAACCGGGUCCGUUCCGGUUACUUAGAUCCUACCGUCAUGGGAACAGCGAUUUUCAUCGGCGAUUUAGUUCUUGCACAAACUGUAUUUUGUACGUUUUCAAUCAAUGAUCUCGACGUAAUAUGCGCCAAGUCGUUUCAUACGUCAGUCCGAGUUCCUGCGAACGGUGUCGAACCGACUAUCUACGAUCUUCGUAUAUAUACACUCUCAGCUGCGGCUGCUAUAUUUUCUUCACUGCCUGCUGGGCAUGGUCUAUUCGGUAAAAUAUUAUCCAAUAAUGAAUGCUGGGUCUUAAAAUGGGUAAUGGUGUUGAAAAAAGUACCACGACCACCCGUUAUUAUGUAAGUUCAAAAAAAUUAAAAAAAUUAUGGACUUUUACUUACUUACUUUUUUCAUUUUACAACAAUGAUAUGUAACGUUUUUCUGUCAAAACUUGAUUCGGUCCAAUACCCAGCCGUGUGCAGUACAAUAUAAUUGAUCUCCAAAUUUAUUGUUCUUUGAAAUGUAUUUUUUUAAAUAAUAUUUAACUACUUUCAGUAUUUUUUUUGUGAAAUACUUUACGGCUUGACCUCAUAAAGAUAAGUAAUAAGUUUACUAUUCGAAACCAUCAGCUUUUACUAUAUCUCCAACUAGCUCUUUGAGGGUUAAGAAAAAUCUCCAAAUUGCAGCAAGUAAAAAACAAUAUUAUUUUUGGUUUGUACAAAAUAUUUGCAACUUUAGUUUAUUUGUUUUUUUUUAUACUAAAUGUUUUAUGCUUAACAAAACAUUACAUGCAAAUUACAUUGUAAAGUGAACAACAGCAAAAUUAAUUAUUGUUCUGAAAACAUUACAGUAGGGCGAAACGUCGAUCAACUCCA